This is a messenger RNA of Striga hermonthica, 530 nucleotides long. NCBI's taxonomy places the organism in Eukaryota, Viridiplantae, Streptophyta, Magnoliopsida, Lamiales, Orobanchaceae. The record is from the annotation of a GenBank genome assembly.
AAUCAACGACGAGAUGAUAGACAAGAAGUCUCACACGCUACAUCCCACCCACAAAGUCGAGCCUCUCAACGACAACAAGAGAUGGAAACACGUCAAAAUGAGGCACUUAAUGUUCCUCCUGUCUUACCUCAAGAAAUGACUGCAGAAAGCCACUCCGGACACCCUCGGCAAGAUUCGACCGAGUUGGAAGUUUUGCGUAGGAAAAUUGCCGAACUGGAAAGUCGCCAAAAAGCACAAGAAGACACACCACGACGAGCAUCUACCUCGGUGCAAGUUUAUUUAGAAGCUGAUUCACCAUUAGCUCCCGAACUUACUUCGGAACCUGUUCCCGGGAAAGUGAAAGUACCGCAAUUCGGAUUGUACGAUGGAACGUCAGACCCUGACGCCCACCUUGGCCAUUAUACUUCAUGGAUGGAUCUCCAUGGCGCGUCAGAUGCACUUCGGUGCCGUAUGUUCUCUCUCUCAUUGGGGCCUCGAGCUCAAAAAUGGUAUCACUUCUUACCUCCUCACUCAAUUUGGAAAUGGCAAUA